ACUGUUAUGGUCCUGUCAGGGCGCCGGCUUUGUGGUUUCUGGGCGGCAGCCACCGAGAGGACUUUGGUGGGGGACCCUCAGGGGCAGCCCCCCGGCCAGCUGCGCUCGUCUCCGGCCUCGUUCCCAGCCUACAUAUCUCGGCUCGCGGGUCGCGCCGUCGGGCGCGCGUGCUGGUCGGUGCCGCGGCCGCCUUGGGGCCUGGGCCCAGCCACAGCCUCCUCCUGCGCCGCGGGCUCGGUGGGGCCGCGAGAUGCAGCCGCCGGGCCCUCCCCCUGCGUAUUCCCCCACUAACGGGGACUUCACCUUUGUCUCCUCAGCAGACGCGGAAGAUCUCAGUGGUUCAAUAGCAUCCCCAGAUGUCAAGUUAAACCUUGGUGGAGAUUUUAUCAAAGAGUCUACAGCUACUACAUUUCUGAGACAAAGAGGAUAUGGCUGGCUUUUGGAAGUUGAAGAUGAUGACCCUGAAGAUAACAAGCCACUCUUGGAAGAAUUGGAUAUCGACCUAAAGGAUAUUUACUACAAAAUUCGAUGUGUUUUGAUGCCAAUGCCAUCACUUGGUUUUAAUAGGCAAGUGGUGAGAGACAAUCCUGACUUUUGGGGUCCUCUGGCUGUUGUUCUUUUCUUUUCCAUGAUAUCAUUAUAUGGACAGUUUAGGGUGGUCUCAUGGAUUAUAACCAUUUGGAUAUUUGGUUCAUUAACAAUUUUUUUACUGGCCAGAGUUCUUGGUGGAGAAGUUGCAUAUGGCCAAGUUCUUGGAGUUAUAGGAUAUUCAUUACUUCCUCUCAUUGUAAUAGCCCCUAUACUUUUGGUGGUUGGAUCAUUUGAAGUGGUGUCUACACUUAUAAAACUCUUUGGUGUGUUUUGGGCUGCCUACAGUGCUGCUUCAUUGUUAGUGGGUGAAGAAUUCAAGACCAAAAAGCCUCUCCUGAUUUAUCCAAUCUUUUUAUUAUACAUUUAUUUUUUGUCCUUAUAUACUGGGGUGUGAUCUAAGUCAUAUAUGAGUAGAAAAAGACAAUGUUACCUUUCUGUGUAGGCUGGGAAUUCUUGCUUGAGGGGAUUGAAAAAAACGUAUUGCUGGUAAAAUUUUACAUGUUCCAGAUGUAAAGGCAGUCUAAGGUCUUUUUAAAACAAUAUUUUUUUUUGUAUUUAAUUAAGCAAUUGCAGUUACCUGAAUAUUUUUGGUCAGAAUUCUGAAUUCUGUUUGAUUCAUCAUAUUCCAGUGAAUAAAAUAUAAAAGCAUUGUGUUUUUAAGAUUGUGUCAAUAUUCUCCUAAAAACUUGUGCCAAAAGCACCUGGAAUGGUAAUUACAUUUCACUUGAAGGGUAAAUAUGACAGCAUCCUGAUAAUCCAAAAGUGCAAUUUUUUUCUUUAAAGGGUUUUCUCCUGCAUUGCAGAUCCUGUAGAUAUAUAUUUAUAUUUAUAUAUAUAUUUAUGAAGUAAUUCUUAUUAUUCACAAAAUGUAUUUCUGAAUAACCUAAAAAUUAAGAUAUUUUAAAUCUGAUGCUUAAACUUUAUUUAAUUUGGCCAUUAAUCUUUUUAUUUAUAAAUUUAAUUUUGCUUUUAAAUUAUAUAUAAUUAAAAAAAUCUCAUACAUGCUUCAGUCAGUAUGUCCUUGUUAAGAAUUCUUAAUAAUAACAAUUGAAACUAAUAACAGUUGCUGAUGUAGAUUUGGUUGAUUUGGGUGUGCUUUUAAAAACCACUUUUGAAUGUCUAAACAUUUGAUUUAAAGUUUCUGUUUAUCUUUCUGACCAAAAAAGCAAGAGAUAUGAUGGAUAUGGCAUUCAUUAAAAUUGUCAAUAUGUAGAAAAACAGUAAUAUUUAUAGCAUCAGUAAAUAUUUUUAAGUGGUACUCCGAAGUCAUAAAAGUUGCUGGAAAGAGACCAUUAGAGUCUUGUGGUCCUGAACAAUGUUAUAUGAAGUAGAAGAAAAUAAAAUGCUUCCCAGCUGUGUGUUUUGUUUUUAUAACACCUUGUCCUGUAUUACUUGAUAUUUUAACAAGUAUCAGGUACUCUUUAACAAGAAUACAAUAAUAUUUACAAAGGAAAGUAUUAAAUUUUAACUAGAGAAAUUUUUUUGGCAAAUAAUUUCAUAGACUGUAGAUGUACGUUUAAUCUUAGUUUGUACAGUAGAUAAAAUAAUUUAUAUCGAUAAAAUAGCAAAUGCCUAAUAACCAUUAGCAUAUUAUUAUAUUAUCCUUUCUGGUCUCAGCUGGAAGAGUUAACUGCUGUCUUCAAUAUGGUAAUGUGGCCACCUCUUGGUAUGUAUUCCUUUAGCAACCUAAUCUGUCAGGAAAUAUCCAGCAACUCUGAAGUAAGCCUACAGAUUAGCAAAAUAUCAAGCCCAUCUCUCUUCCAUUUCCCCUCUCCCCUCCCCCACCUGAAAAAGAAAAAAAAAGCUUAUUUUAAGGAAAACUAUGGAGCUACCUUUGGGCCAGAAUAAUGUGGAAAAAUUACAUAAUGCUGGUUAUUUAAAUAAGUUUAGGAAAGCAGAUUAGAAGCAACAGGAUAGAACCUCUAGAACCUAAAAUAAUAUGGAAUAGUGAGGAAGGAUCUACAGCUACAGAAGCAGCAACUGUAAAAUGAACAUUUGUCAUACUUCAGGAGUUUCUGAGAUCAGUACUUUAUUAUAGUAGAUUAUUAUAUUUGAUGGUCAUAGUGUUGACCCUGAAAUCUUCCUCAGAAAGCUUAGGGGUCCACACCCGGCAGUAGAAUUUUACUAAGCAAUAAGCCAAGGCAUUUUAGGACCAACUCCAUCAAAAAGAUGGUUUAAAAAUUUUUUAAGCUAUCAUUUCUUUAAGAUGUGAAUAAAAAGUUCACUUAUAUGAAUCACGUUUAUUCCUGAUGAUGUAAGAUAAAAGGAGAUAUUUGUGUUCUAAAAAUAACAGCAUUUAAUCUUGGGACCUGUCCAAUUUAGGAUAUAUAUAAAUACAAUUUAUAAUGUUUCAAGCUCAGCCAAUGUCUUCAUGUGCUAAUGAGCAAAGCAGUUAAAACAGAUUGUUAGUUUGAAAACAUGACUUGUAAAUGUGUGCAAGAUACAGUACUGCUACAGCUAAUAAUGGUAAGCUGACUACAAUGUCCUCUCCUUGAAUUUAUAUAUAAUAAUAUUUUAUGUCAUAUUGAUUGUAAAUCAUGAUUUCCAGCCUAAUUAUUAGUUCAUUAGUGUUUUUAAAACAAUUACCCAGAUAGCCUCUUCUAGGUGUCUGUGUGUGCGUAUACAUGUUUUAAGUGUUUUCAGUUGUAGUAAUCCUGAUGAAUGUUAAUCCUCAAAAAAAAAGAAAAGAAUUAUGAGACAUUUACUUCUGUUUUAAAUUGAUUAUAAAAUAACUGAAAUUUUGAAUAUAAAUCAAAGUCUAUAUAUAAUUUUCUUUGUAUUAAAAUACAGUUUAGGGAGAUUUGUAAAGUUUUAUGAACCAUUACUAAACCUGCUAAUUUCUAAGGUCUAUAAGACAGUUUUAUAUAUAUCUAUUUCCAAAAAUUCCCCCAAUAUUAAUAUAUUAAUAUUCUAAAUUAGUGAAAAUUUGCAUUGACUUAAAAUGUGAGGUAGAUAUUUUUGUUUAAAUAUUGUUUAAAAUUUAGUUCAUUUAAAAAAUUCUGAUGUAAUAAAACAUUGAAUAAAAGAAUGCUUCUACAAACAAUAAAAACAAUAUUUUUCAUAUUCAACAGAACAGUAUUUUAAAAUGAUUGUUAUUUAUUUAUCUUUUACAUUUUCAGUACAUAUUUUAGCUAGUGUUAGGCUUCAGGAAAUUGUGACACGUUUGUUAAGUUUUGUUAAAAUGUCUUACUUCCAUACAGUUUUUUUUGGUAAUUGAACAAAUUGGUUUUCUUGUUUUGUUCUUUGCAGCAGAGGAGAACAACACACAUCUUGGGGAACCAACCAUAGGGUGUCUCAGAGUGUUUAAAAGGCCCUAUUACAGGAUUUAGGCUUGUGUUAAUACAAUUCAUGGCAGUCUGAAAUAAGUCUUAAUAGAGCCAAAAAUCACCCUCAGGUAUUCUCUUCUCUGAAAUUUUAGUCACAUAAACAAUAUAAGUGUUUUAUUAUCUUUCAUAAAAGGUUUCUUUAACUGAACCCUGUACCUAGUAGUACAUUUUAAUUUCCCUUUAGAAACUGAAUUACAAGUACUCUAUUCCUCAUUUGUUUAAUCUCCUGACAGUACUUUGUGUGUUUGAGAAUCUGUUGUCACUUUUCAAAUAAAUUCCAAAAUAUGAUUUUUGACAUUAGUAAAGACUAGACAUUCUUAUAUCUUUGCACUAGAAAUCAUUAUAUUUUCUGAAGAAAGUCUGCUUGUGAAUACAUUUUCUUUAUAUCAAACUUUCUUCCUGUACAUUUUCUUUAUAACAAUUUUAGGCCCUACUGUGUCUUAUGGGGUAUAGUGGUCUGAAGAGAAAUGGUUAAGAGAAUACUUAUUCCCUGGUGCAAAGCAUAUAUUAUUGCAGCUUAGGGUUAGGUUGCUCAUUUGAAAUUCUUUUGAUGUGCUGAGGUUGCAGUUUGGAGAUUAAUUUAAGGAAAGAAUGUCAGGAUGAUUAAGAUGGCAUUAGUAAAAUAAUUUCCUAUUUUACAUUUUGUAUUAGUAGUAACCAUGGUUUCAACUUUUCUAAUUUUCAGCAAGAUAUCCACAGGUUUUUACUUUGAAGAUACUUAAUUUGAAAUUUGCAAGUGCUUGGAAAAAAUUCCUGAAACAUCCCUUCUGAACAGUUCGAUGAUAUACUAAUGCUGUCACUGAGAUUUAAGUUAGAUAUUAAUAUGAAAAAAAUUUUAAUGAAAUAUUUUGAAUUUACUUGUAAUUAGAGUAUAUGAAGGUUAUUAAUGCCUAUGGGGUGGGGAAAGUAAGCUUUCCUACCUGUAAUAAUUUUGUUAAAUUAACACUUGGAAUAUAAGUAAAUUAGAUUUAUCAGGAGUAGAAACCUUAGUUUUUCUAUAAUAGUUGCCACUGAGCUGUUUUUAUUAAAAAUCAAGCAAGCAAAAAUAUCUUACCAAAGUACUUAUACAGGAUCAAAUGAAAUUACACAGAAUGACUGGUUAUGGGAGAAAUUUGUCAUCUGGUAAUAAAGAGAAAAAGCUAAUAUAAAAGUAGAUUGGUGCUAUUCACAAAUAAGUGCUCACUGAUGAAGAUAAAUGAUUGAAAUUCUACAUUUUUCUUGGUUUUAUAGUGAUUCUUUUGUGGAAUUAAUCAGUUGCUAUUUAAAUAUCACUUAAAUUGUGUGCACCAUUUGAUAAUGAAACAACCCAUAUGUUUUGUAAUCCUUAUGCUGAAUUACACUCUGAUAAUUUAGUGUCUCCAUAGAAAACAGUGAAAAUAUUCUUGUUGAUGAUGAUGGGCCUAGGUACUAAGUCCCUCAUACUCCAUCUUCUGUGCUAAAUGGGACUUAGGAAACUCUUUAGCCUAAUACAAAUUUAUUUUCCAAGGAUGGUACUGGUGAUGGCCCCAAGAAUGAAACGUUCAGAAGAAACAGCAUUCGAAUUGGGUAACUUGAAUGUGAAGAGAUAGUAGAUAUUCAUCAGCUAUUAAUUGACCCCUUUCUAUGUGCCAGGUACUACACUAGGUGCAGGAAUACAAUGAUGUGCAACAAAGACCACACAUGCACCCUAAUGAGCCAGUAUUUUUUGAAAGAUAGACAAUUAGUUUAACGAAGUGUAAAACAGUUGCAACAAAUGGAGAAAGGCCUGUGGUGGCAAGGGAGUGUAUAACAGAGGAAUUAGACAAGAAAAGCCUUGCUGAGGCAAUGAUGCUUAAGCUGAAAUCCUUAGGGAUAAGUAAAAGCUAACUAAGCAGAGAAGGGAGGGAAGACUGUUAACAGACAGAGGGAAUAGCAGGUGAGUAGAAGGAAACGAAAACUCGUUUGGCUGAAGUUUAGUUGUUUGUGAAAUUGAGCGGGUAUAUUGGUACCACACCAUACCUGACAUUCUAAGCUAUGUUUUCUUUGUCAGAGCUUUUAAUUAGAAAUACGGUAUCUGAAACAUGUGCUUUUAAAACUAAGGCCAAGGUCUGCAAUUCUACUCUUGAUAUAUCCCAACAGAAAUGCAUGUACAUAUGCCACAAAAGACAUGUGCAGAGUAACAUGAAAAAUUGGACAUAGCAUAUCCAUCAACAUAAAAUGGUACAAUUAUAUGGUGGAAUCUUAUGCAAUGAAAAUGAAUAGAGUCUUGUGCAAGAAAGUGACCACCAAAAGUCUUAAUGCUUAUCCCUAAUGGAGAGGGAGAAGAGUUGUAUUUGGAAAGACUCUUGAGGGACUUUAAUGGGUGGUUUUUAAUGAUGUAUUAAGCUGUAUGUUUCAUGUACUUUUCUGUAUGUGUGUUACAGUGCAUCCUUACAUUGUUAUAAUUGUUUUAACGUAGUUAAAUUGCCACUUUGCAUUUUACUCUUUUUCAUGUAUUAUUAUGCCAUAGCCAUCUUCAUGUCAUACAAACUUCAUAACCAUUUCUUCAGAGAAAUCUUCCCUGAAUCUUGUAACUGUCCAACCAUGUGCCCCAGUUUAUCUCUAUCACAUCAUGGCUUAUUUCCUUUGUAGUACUACUACUCUUGGUGUCUAGGUUUUGUUUUUAUUUUUUUCAUUCGUCCACUGUAAUGUAAGCUCCAUUGGGGCAGGGACAUUUUCGGACACGUUCAUCAGUGUAUCCUCAGUACUUUUGUUGAAUGAAUACAUGAACCUGGUCAUUGAAUCCCGAAAUCAUAUUCGGAUCCAGUGAAUUUCAAAACCAAUAGCUUAAUUAUAGUCUUUCAUAGAUUGUUAGAGUUAGGCAAAACUCUAGAGAUCACUAAUGAGUGUAAUCAUACGUCACUAUACAGAUGAGGAAAGUAAAGCCUAAGGAAGGCUUGUCUAAAGUAACACUGUUGACCGGCAGAGUUGGAAUAAGAGCUUAUGUCUUCAAACCCUAAGUCUAGUGCUCUUUCCAUUACAAUGUGGAACAACAGUGUUGCCAGUUAAGAGAGCAACAUAGAUAGUUGCCUUCAGCUCUAAUCCAUCAUAUAGAUUAUUGAAACACCCUUUCUUUCUCUUUACUUUUUGAUCUUUUCCAUUCCACUUUUAAAAAUCCACUAUUGGGCUUCCCUGGUGGCGCAGUGGUUGAGAGUCCGCCUGCCGAUGCAGGGGACACGGGUUCGUGCCCCGGUCCAGGAAGAUCCCACAUGCCGCGGAGCGGCUGGGCCCGUGAGCCGUGGCCGCUGAUCCUGCGCGUCUGGAGCCUGUGCUCUGCAACGGGAGAGGCCACAACAGUGAGAGGCCCACGUACCACACACACACACACACAAAAAUCCACUAUUAGCUCUAGGCUUACAAGUGCUACACAUUAAUAUUAAAUAAUUAAGGUUCAAAGGGCUGUUGUGAGGUUUAAGCGAUCUAGUUAAUAUAAAGCAUAUAGAAUCAGCCUAGUAUUUAGUAAAUAGUAGCUAUUAAGCUGAAGUCAUUUACAUCAAUGAAACGAGGGUUUCCAGAAACAUACUCAAUUAUAUAUAGGAAGUUAGUAUGUUAGAAGUUAGAGGUAGCGUGCCAAAUUGGUAUAAAAAGAUGGAUUAUUAAAUAAGUGAGAUAUUGCAUCAAUAAGAAUGUAUUUGUUUGCAAGAAACAACCCUAUGAUCAAUGGCUUCAGUAAAUAGGAGCUUAUUUUUCUCAUAAGUAAUCCAAGAGUGUAUAAUACAGGACUACUAUGGCAGCUUAAUGUCAUCAAGGACUCAGGCUCCUUUUAUCUUUUUACUCUGCCAUUUUUGGUGAGCAGCUUUCAUCCUUGUCUCAAGGUAGCUGCUUCACCUCUAAGCAGGAAGAAAGGUGAAGGUCAAAUGGAGCAUGUCAGUCAAAAUUGCCUUUAUUUAAAAAUCUGUCUGGAAGCCACAUUCAGUGACUUCCCCUUAUAGCUCAGGACAGAUCUGAAUCACUUGGCCACCCCUUGCUGCAAGAGAGUCUGGGAAAGUAUUUUAAGCUGGGCACAGUUGCUGCCCUAAACAAAGUCACAUUGUGUUAGUAAGGAAGAAUGGAUGCCAGGUAGGUAACUAGCAGUGUCUAACAAAAAUAUUAUAGGCCACUUAGAAAAAUACAAGGCUAGAUCUGUACUUCUUAUGCCAAAGUAAAUUACAGAUAUAUCAAAUAUUUUAAAAACAAAGUCAGAAAAAAACGAAUUUUUCAUAUACUCUGAGAAGGUAAGGCUCUCAAAGCAUGACAUAAAAUACAAAAGCCAAAAAAGAGAUUAAGAAACUUGAUUACAUAUCAUUUAAAACAAUUCUAUAGGAAAAAGAUGAACUACAAAUUGGAGGGAAAUAUUUGUAAGACAUGUAGACAAAAGGCUAAUUUCCUUAAUAUAAAAAGAACAUUUGCAAAUUAGUAAUUUUAAAUGGGCAAAGGAUAUACAUGGGCAAUCAUACAGUAUAUAAUAUAUAAUAGUAAAAGUAUAAUUUGAUAAAAUGGACAAGGAAUAUAAAUGAGCACCUCAGGAGAAAUGAUAAAGACCAACAUAUAUAUGUACAGGUGCACAAAUUCAUGGUUAAAUACAGUUUAGACAACAACAUUGGCCCUCCGUUUGCCAAAACUUUAAAAGAUUGAUAAUAUGCAGUGUUAAUUGGUUGGGAUUAUGAGCAGAUCUGAUAUUUAGCUGAUAGACACCAGCAUAGCUGUCUCAGUUAAAGUACUGAAAUUUGUACCAGUGGUAAAUAGUAUUACUGUAACUGUCAUAGCACUAAAAUAAAUAGAUUGUGUAAAUUCUAAGAUAAGUUCAUUAGUUCUUCUGUGACAGCCAUUGAUAACAGACCUUUUGUUGUAAUGACAUCUGAGAAACAUUUGCAACAUCUGUUAGCUUGGCCUGUGUAAAUUAUAGUAAAUAAUAGUAAAUAAUGUCACUGCCUUGUACGUUACCUACGAAUCAUUCCAUGUUCUAACAGUUGUUACUGCUCCUAAGUAGUUUAAUUUUUUAUUUGGUUUUACUGUUUUAGUGCAUUGUAAUUCUUAGGUGAAAAGUAAAUACAGUGGUUUAAUAUUUUAAAAUAGAAGAAUUUAUAACAAAAUAAUAAUGAACACCCCAAAACUAUUUGACAGUAUCUGCUGUCAGUGUUGAACAUAUGCAUAGCUUUUGACCCAGCAGUUUCAUAUGUUCACCAACACGUGAAUUCACUGUGCAAUGGAACUUGCUGCAGUGAUGCGAGUGCUCUAUUCUGUGCUGUCCAUACAGUAGCUACUAGCCACAUAACUAUUGAGCACUUGAAAUGUGAUUAGUGCAACUGAGGAAGUGAUUUUCAAUUUAAUUUUAUUCAAACUUAAAGAGCUACAUUUGGCUAGUAGCUAUUGUAUUGGUCAGAGCAGUGAGUGUUCAUAGCAGUGCCAUUAGUAAUAUCCAAACCUGGAAACAACCCAAAUGGACAAAUUAUGGUGUUGUCACACAAUAGACUACAAUAAGAUUGAAAGAUGUAUAACUACGUGUAAGAUUACGGAUGAUCUCAAAAACCUAAUGUUGAGCAACAGAAACCAUACACAAAAAAAUACGUACUUUAUGAUUCUAUUUAUGUAAUGUACAAAAACAGGCUGUUGGUUACUCUUGAGUGGGAAGGAAAUAACAGAGAAGGUAUGGGUAUUGGGGCUUCUGGGAUGUUGGUAUGUUCUAUUUCUUUAUCUGGGUGCUAAUCAUAUGGGUGUGUUCAAUUUAUGAAAAUUUAUCAAGCUGUUGUAACAUGUACACCUUUACAUGUACACCAUGUAACAUGUACACCUUUACAUGUACACCUUUCUGUAAAGGUAUUGUGUUUGAGUUAAAAGUUGUAAAUUGGAGAGAGAAAAAAACACCCAGAAUGAGUGUUAGCAAAGUGUUGUUAAGCUUCUUAACAUUCCUUUUAAAUGCUUUAAAUAUUCAUAUUCUAAAACUGUGGAAGAACAUGAUAAUGAACUAUAGCUUGGAACAUUUCUUAAAACGUCCUGAAAUGUCUUUUGAUAUUGUGUAAGAAUUAAUAUAAAAUAAAACAAAUGAUUUUCAUUUCUGAAAUGAAAACAUGACAUUGCAAGUGACAUGAAUGUCGAAUGCAGACACUCUUCAAAAUUGUAGUGUUGAAAGUGCUAAACUAAUAUUUCAUCCAAAAAGCCAUCAUGUUCACUUAAAGCUCAUGGUUCAAACAAAGAUUUGCAAUCAUCAGUGAGAAAAGAAAAGGAUAAUCAUAAAUCAUUUUCAACAAUAAAGAAUUUGAAAUAAUGACUUCUGAGAAUUUCACCUAAGAGUUUCAACUGAUCAAACAAAAAAUAUUUUUAAAUACCAUUCAAAUUGUUAACACCAUCUACUAUGUUGUUAAUGUUAAGUAUAAUCAAAAGACUUUUAGGCAUGAAACGUUUAACAAAACAUUAAUACAGACUUAUUGCAAUUUAGAUUUAUGGUCUUAUAAAACGUAUCUGACAAAAACAGGAAAGAAAAACUUCAGUCGUUAUUGCACAGCUUCAAUUGUUACACAUAAAAGUGUCUUAAUUUACUUAAAAGGCAAAAUAAGAUUUAGAUGCUGUGGAGCUAAAAGUAACAUCUGGGGGAAGAUAUCAAAAUUUAUUACAGGCAUUCAAGUGAAAUGAUUCCAAUAAAAACUAUAUAGAAAUUUUACUGGGUUUUGAACAGCCAGUACUAUGGAAUGCUAGGGGAAAAAUCUGGAAAUUUAGCCAAAGUUUUAGAAAGAUUUCCAGAUGUUUUAACUUGGCCCAAAGACACUAAAUUCAAAUAUCUCCAAAUGAUGUAAUAAGGAUGUAAAUAAAUGAAUCACUUUUAAGUAUUUUCCCAGUAAACUAUAUAUUUACUAUCGUAAAUUUGUGAUAGCAAAUAAAGGUAAAAUUUUUCUGAGAAAGUUAAAUAAUAUAUGAAGAGCUUAGAAUUGUGAUAAUGAUAAUUGGAAUUAUAUUUUGGUUUCAGUGGCAGCCUGUAGUGCUAGAACUACAAAGGUAAUUUGGAAAUCUUAUCAAGCCUUGUAUAUUUUCUUCAUUAGAGAUUUUGAAAUCAGAGCAAACAUUUAGAAUAUGAAAAUAUUUUUAGAAAUUUGUCCUUACUAAAAGGUUUUAUUUUUAUUUAGGUUUUCCAGAAUAGAAUGUUUUAUUAAUUAAGAUUUAUAAAUUAAUUUGACAGGAACUAAAAGUGAUUGAAACUAAAAACGUGAAAAAGAAGCAAUGGAAAUACAUGUGAUAUUGUGUGGUAA
Molecule: messenger RNA, 11134 nt
Organism: Globicephala melas (long-finned pilot whale)
Lineage: Eukaryota; Metazoa; Chordata; Mammalia; Artiodactyla; Delphinidae
Gene: YIPF4
Product: Yip1 domain family member 4
Biological process (GO): vesicle fusion with Golgi apparatus; endoplasmic reticulum to Golgi vesicle-mediated transport
Cellular component (GO): trans-Golgi network; membrane
Source: RefSeq, a predicted model, not a curated record